Tinamus guttatus (white-throated tinamou) is the source of this 2259-nucleotide messenger RNA. The record is from RefSeq and is a predicted model, not a curated record. Lineage: Eukaryota; Metazoa; Chordata; Aves; Tinamiformes; Tinamidae.
AUGGAAAAUGAGCUACAUAAGUGGAAUGGAAAAGAAUGGAAAGAACUACCGGCUUGCAGGUUCUUCUGUGAAAAGACAGCACUGCAGGAUGUCAGAAAGCAACCGCAGGACAUGCAUGAAAAAUUUAACAAAUUAAAAGAAGAUUUUGUCUAUAAUCUGAGAAUUUUGGAAGAGAGAGAUAAAGAGUUAGAAUGCUAUGAUGUUGUGGUCACUCACCUGAAAGCUUCUGAAAAUGCUAAAAAGGCAGAGAUUAGUGAUCUUAGAAUACAGCUAGAUAAACUGGAGCAAGCACUUGUGAAGGAAAGAAAAAAACGAGAGGAACUUUAUCGCUAUCAACAAAACCUUAAAGACCAUAAAUUAGAGCUCAAACAAUCUUGCAGCUCUAAGAACAGCAAGAUGGGACAUCAGUGUGAGGACUAUGUGAGUCUGAAACAUGUCAUGGAAAGAAAACUCCAAGAAUUGGAAGGAGAGCUUGCCUGUCAGAAACAGGAACUGCUAUAUGAAUUCGAUGCAGAAAUGAAAAGACGAGAAUGUGAGUUUCGACAACAGACAAACGAAAUGAGUAACUUAGUUCUGUCCCAUGAGGUUAAAGUUAAAUUGCUGACCAAAGAACUGGAGGCCCUGAAAGAGACUGGAAUGAAAGCUGCAGAAUCACUGCAAAGAGCAGAAACUCUGACACUGGAGAAAGAGAUCAAAUUCAAGGAUUGCAAAUGUAAAGAUUCUGUAGCUGUGAAAGAUGCUCGAAAUGAAGUACUAGAUCAUACUGCCAAAGAAAAGGUUGUGUUGCCAGCUUCAAUGAAAGAAGCACAAGCUGAACAGUUACAAAACUUGGAGAAACAGAUUAGGGAACUUCAAAUGAGACACAGGAUUCUGGAAAUGGAGCUACAUAGAAGAGAAUGGAGUCAUUGUGCUUGUUUAAGUGAGAAAGAUGCAAUUAUCGAAAAUCAAUCAAUGUCAAUGCAAGAAGAAGAGAAGCUGUUGAGAGUACAGUUGGCAAAAUUCCAGGAAGAUGCAGAAUGGUAUAAACAACAACUGGCUCUGGCAGCUGAAGGAGAACAGAUCCUGCAACACAGGAAAGCACAAGAAGAACUGGGCUGGCGGCAGCACUGUGAGAAUGCUGAAAGAAAUCAGUAUCAAAAAUCACAGGAUCUGAUACAAAGCCUGUCUUCAGCAAGCGAGCAGAUAUUUCAGUGUGAUGAUAAAAGAUCUCUUAACAAAGAUUUUCCUACCUUGGAAGUACAAAAACUUCAGAAGCAGAAUGACAACCUUCGAGCUACUAUUACACAAAUGAGGAAAGAAAUGGAGAGUCUUCAUGAGCAAAUGCUGCCCCCUUGUCCUCAAAUAGAAAACAGGCAGUUUGCAGAGCAGACUAACACUGACAUAACUACAGAAAUCUCAGCAGGCUCAUCUGGUAAUGAGGUGGAAUGGGAUGAAGGUUCAUUGUGUACAGACAAAGUUUCCACUAGAACCACUUUAAACAAUAUCAAAGUGAGUUCAGCUAACUUGGAUUUAAUGGUAAAGCCACACAAAGAAAAGGACCCAAAACCCAAAGUCCUUAAAGAAAGGAUGGUAGACCAUUUGCAACAGUUGUCUGAUACAGAGUUGAGUGAUGGUCUUCCAUACGGUAUGGGUUGCAAUCUACUAGGAAUACGGAAUAAACUGAAGGAAGCGGUGAGAAAAAUCUUGCUUUUGAGUCAAGAGAAACAGCAGCUAAUUGAAAUGGGAAACAAGCUCAGAGCAGAACUUGGAAUGGUAUCAAAGAAAGGACUUUGGCUUCCUAAUGGCUCUAAGUGCUGCACAGUUUGUGUUGCCUCUAGCAGUCUUUUACCAAGAGAGCUUAUAAAAAGAGCACAGUGUCAGCUUUCCGCUUUAGAGCAUCUACAGUGCAAGCUUGCAACACAGGUUCAGCUAGAUUCCUCUAUUGAAAAUUGUGGGGCAGCACAACAAAAGGCAUGUACAUCCUCAGCACUCGUUGAAAGUCAGCCACUCGGGGAGAGUCUUAGUCAAGCCCAGCAGGUCUGGCUUUCUUCAUCUAGAACAACUAGUUCCUGCCAAGAUACUUGGCACGCUUUAGAAACGAAAUCAAGUCCUUCUAUUCUCAGUCCUCAAAACAAUACCGGCCAAGGAGCGGAGCUUGAAGUUAUGUAUACAACUGAAAUGUCUCAAGAAUUUCAGCAAAAUAUCAAAGCCAAUGAUAAAGCUGAAAUGCCAGCUACACAUUUGACAGUUACAGGAGCCAAGCUGGAAGUUCAACAGAAA